AUGAACAUUAGCCGAGAUGCAUUUGAAGGUGUGUUUAUAAAGAAUUUGAUAUCGGUUGGAUUAGGUGUCAUUAUAACCUAUAUCAAUGGCAUUUUCAUAUAUGCCUUUUUUAAAACUCCAAUCUUCUACACUGACACAAGAUAUAUUUUAUAUAUUCACCUUGUCAUCAAUGACAUAAUGAUGCUUUUCAUAUCAGUAACUCUGCAUGUUAUGACUUACACUGUACCACUUGUCAAUGUCACAGCCUGCUGUUUUCUGCUUCUGUUGGCCUCAACAACUGCAGACAACACUACACUGAAUCUGGCUGGAAUGGCCUUGGAACGAUACACUGCCAUCUGCAAACCACUGCAUCACCCUCAGAUCUGUACAGUGAAAAGGACCUACAUCUGCAUUGGUUUGAUAUGGCUUUUUGCCAUUGUGCCUGCUCUAACAGAUAUCAUCAUUACCUUACUGAAUCAACCUAUCAGUUAUUUCUCUACAUCAACUAUGUGCUACAGCAAGAACAUUUUUAGCUCUAAUGAGCACCUCCUCAAAACAAUCUUUACACAAACACUGUAUUUGUUAAGUGUGUGGAUGACAUUGGUUUUUACAUACUUCAGGGUUCUUCAGGCAGCUAAUGCUGCAACUGCUGAUCAGGUUAUGGCCAGAAAAGCCCGGAACACUAUUCUACUCCAUGGCAUUCAACUUCUUCUCUGCAUGCUUGCAUAUGUCACACCAUUUUUAAACUAUAUAUUUUUUGCAUUGUUCCCUAACUAUAAAAGUACAUUUAUGUUUAUCACCUAUCUAUUGGCUAAUGUAUUUCCACGACUACUAAGUCCUCUUCUUUACGGAGUCCGAGAUCAAAAAAUGUUUAAACAUAUUAGAACAUAUUUGGCAUUUGGUCAGUUUAGCACACAGGUUGGACCAGUGGGCAAGAAACCAAACUCUUAG
Messenger RNA from Hemibagrus wyckioides, 930 nucleotides. RefSeq names its product odorant receptor 131-2-like. The record is from RefSeq and is a predicted model, not a curated record. The coding region runs from base 1 to 930 and encodes 309 amino acids. Gene Ontology annotation, molecular function: G protein-coupled receptor activity. Gene Ontology annotation, cellular component: membrane. Gene Ontology annotation, biological process: G protein-coupled receptor signaling pathway. The transcript has a single exon. Lineage: Eukaryota; Metazoa; Chordata; Actinopteri; Siluriformes; Bagridae.